Molecule: messenger RNA, 2994 nt
Organism: Anopheles funestus (African malaria mosquito)
Lineage: Eukaryota; Metazoa; Arthropoda; Insecta; Diptera; Culicidae
Product: glutamyl aminopeptidase-like
Exons: 1
Coding region: 81-2774 (897 amino acids)
Biological process (GO): proteolysis; peptide catabolic process
Cellular component (GO): cytoplasm
Molecular function (GO): zinc ion binding; peptide binding; metalloaminopeptidase activity
Source: RefSeq, a predicted model, not a curated record
CUUCAGAUAAAACACUUCAACCACAAUGCACUUUGCGGGACACGCUUUCGGGAACGGCAGUUAGUGUCUGGCCAGCUGGGAUGCUUUAUAGUAGCAGACUAUUGAGCUGGUUUGGCGUAAUCAUGCUGUGGCUUGCGCUGUGUUCGGUGUGCUUGGUGAUUGUUCCGUGGGCAAGGGCUGAUGGCCGUUUGCCGAACGAUACCAUCCCGUUGCAUUACGAUCUACACCUGGAAGUGACUGGUUUAGGAGUGAACGAUUUCACCUACCGGGGAAAUGUGUCCAUACGAAUUGCCAUUGCAAGUGAUACGAAUGAAAUUGUCCUGCACAGCGUACGGAGUACGCUCGGAUCGAUACAUCUGCGAAGAUGUCGGGAUGGCGUAGAAAUACCUCACCAAUUGCUGGAAACGGAAGAAGCUAGUGAACUGUUGCGCAUUCGUACCGAUCGUGUCCUGCGCAGGAUAGACGAUCAAGCGAUCCAGCUGACGAUCAUCUUCAACAAUACGCUGGGCGAGGAUCGAAUGGGCUUCUAUCGCACACAAUACCGUGGUCCAAAGCGAAUUCCAAUGGACGUAGCGGCAACACACUUUCAGCCAAGUUACGCACGUUUCGCCUUUCCGUGUUUCGAUGAGCCAGCACUUAAAAGUACGUUCCAGGUGACGAUCGUUAGUAACGCUAGCCAUCUCGUUGCUUCCAAUGCACCAACCAAAACGAUCACUUGGCUACCGAAUGGCCACAAGUCGGUACUGUUCGAGCGUACUCCACCAAUGCAAACGUACCUAGUAUCGUUUCUGAUCGGUAACUUUACUGCUGCACACGCUCGUAGUCCCUCCGGUGUACGGAUUGGUAUUCUUGCACCACCCAAAGAUCAGAAGAAGCUACAAUUUAGCUUGCAGGCAGCAACAACACUGCUUACCAGCUUGGAACAGUACACAGGACAGAGGUUGGGUCUAAAAAAGCUGGAUCAUGCCGCCAUUCCACGCUUUGGAAAUGCCAUGGAAAAUUGGGGCUUGGUGGCGUAUGAUGAACAAUUUCUGGUACUUUCGCCAAAAGCCCAUCGACUGCAGCGUGCCCAGGCAGUAAUAACCAUCGGUCACGAAACGGCUCACCAACUGUUCGGGAAUCUUGUUGGACCGGCUUGGUGGUCCUAUCUAUGGCUAAGUGAGGGAUUUGCAACAUACUUUGAGAUACUGUUGGGAAGCGAACUGUACCCGGAGCUGCUACCGCUGGAGGAAACUUUCGCCGUACGUCACAUGCGACCAGCUCUGUUGGCAGACGUGUUCGAAGGACAUGCGCUCACGGUGGAACCGUUGCCAGCCGAUACGGCAAAGAUUGAAACACUGUUCGAUACGAUCACGUACAGCAAGGCGGGAUGUAUACUGCGUAUGAUUAACUGCUCAAUAGGCGAGACAGCUUUCAAGAGUGGCGUACGGAGAUAUCUCGAGAAAUACCGGCAUGGGAUCGUUUCUCCAUCCGAUCUGUACAGUAGCUUCCCGGAGAUGGACGACGGUCCAACGGUGGAGCAAAUGUUUCGCAGCUGGGCAGACAAACCUGGAUAUCCGGUGGUAACGGUCGAGCGUCUUAACGGAUCCUUUGUCCGGUUUCGGCAGCAACGUCACCAGCAAGAAGCAACUGCCCGUGACAACCACUCACGCUGGUACAUCCCGAUUACGUACUACACUAACAGCAGUGCAGGAAAGUUUGAGUACCGACCAGCGUUUUGGAUGAAGGAAAGUGACCAAGAGCUGGUAGUUCGACUGGAGAUGAAUUGGGAGGAUGUUGUAAUUGUAAACCCACGGCAAAUAGGUUUCUAUCGCGUCGAGUACGAUGAGCGUGGUUGGAACAGUAUCGUCGACAUUCUAUCCUUGCUACCGUCCGUUAUGCAGGCGAAACUGGUCGACGAUGCGUUCGUGUUGGCGCGCAUUGGACUGGUCGGGUACGAGAUAUGUCUGAAGAUGCUGCAGGAACUUGCGACACACCCAGAUCCCGUACCGUGGUUAAUUGCAAUGGCAGAAGAGAAUGUUGGGUUCUUGCAGCGCGUCCUAAUGUCGGAGCAGUUUGAUCAGUUUGUGGUAGGAUUCGUUGGAGAAAUGUUUGGACUUGCAGGGAAUGUUACCCAAUCGCUGUUUCAGUCGCAAGCACUCGAACGAGCAUACGAUUGGUGGGAACGGUUGGUAACUCCAACAACAGACCCCAGCCAGAAGAAAGCUGGAACUGCUGGCAAUAUUCAGCCACCAUCUUGUCCAUUACUAACAGUGGACAACAUAGUGGAAGGAUUGAUCUCUCCUGAUGAUCUUGUACGGGAUCGUUUAUUUGCACGAUUGAAAUGUCAACUAAAAUAUCAACCUGACCCAUUGCUAUUAGCACUAGACCGUAUAAAGGAAACGAAACUUCUUACCGUAGGCAAGUUGCUUGCCGUGUUGGAAAGUAUGAUUAAAUCCAAUCCGAAACACUUGCUGCACACGACCGUACGUUUCCUUCUCACCGUAAGCAUGGACGAGAUCGGUACGGAAGGACAACGUUUGCAGCAUCUGUUAAAUGUAAUCGUACACGAGGUCACUGACCGGAAUCAGGCAGCGGAAGUACAGAAGCUCAUUGUCAAAAAUGCUUCCGUCCUGUCGGAAAAUUUCCUCGCACACGCAAACACCGUGAUGACGUCAACUAUCAGCUGGCGGAUAAAGCAGGUACCAAAGUUAAGGGAAUUCGUUAGCGAUUCCCGUAUGGCCAACUAUUAUGGGAAGGAAGACACGAACCAAGCUCAUUGGCGGGUGGUUUGAUGAAUUAAUGAAAUGGGUUACAUGUCGUAACGGUGGCGUUUGGAGGGGGGGAGGGACGAUUUUAUGACACCGGUACUGUGUGAAAAGGUUCAUCACCACUUACCACGUGUGGUAAGACUUAGUUUAGUGUGUUAGAUAAAGUUUGCUGCUGUUUGAAUGUAAUUUUAUCAUUCUAUUUAACUAUUAAAACCUGUCCUAAAUCAUGUUGAAAUCACAAAAA